Messenger RNA from Peromyscus maniculatus bairdii (prairie deer mouse), 1037 nucleotides. It is a transcript of the gene Emc8, whose product is annotated as ER membrane protein complex subunit 8. The record is from RefSeq and is a predicted model, not a curated record. Gene Ontology annotation, cellular component: EMC complex. NCBI's taxonomy places the organism in Eukaryota, Metazoa, Chordata, Mammalia, Rodentia, Cricetidae.
UGCUUUCUGGCAGGCGCUGGCGACGACGCUUUCCGGCGGGAGGGUAGAAGCGGAAGGUGGCCCAGUGGAGGCGUGAGUUUGCCUCAGGGUGCUGCGGGCUUGGUCCGCGCACGGUGGGUCUCCGUUGCGACGUCGCCAGCCACACUCAGCAUGCCGGGCGUGAAGCUGACCACCCAGGCCUACUGCAAGAUGGUCCUACACGGCGCCAAGUACCCGCACUGCGCCGUCAACGGGCUUCUGGUGGCCGAGAGGCAGAGGCCACGCAAGGAGCACCCGCCGGGCGCAGGCGCCCAUACUCUCUUCGUGGACUGCAUCCCGCUCUUCCACGGCACGCUGGCCCUGGCGCCCAUGCUGGAGGUGGCGCUCACUCUGAUUGACUCGUGGUGCAAAGAGAACAGCUAUGUGAUCGCCGGCUAUUAUCAAGCUAACGAGCGUGUGAAGGAUGCCAGCCCAAACCAGGUGGCAGAGAAGGUGGCCUCCAGGAUCGCCGAGGGCUUCAGCGACACCGCACUCAUCAUGGUGGACAAUGCCAAGUUCACGAUGGACUGCGCAGCACCUACCAUCCAUGUGUACGAGCACCAUGAGAACAGGUGGAGAUGCAGAGAUCCACACCACGACUACUGUGAAGAUUGGCCGGAGGCACAGAGGAUCUUGGCAUCACUCCUGGACAGCCGCUCCUAUGAAACGCUCGUGGAUUUUGAUAACCACCUGGAUGACAUUCGGAACGACUGGACAAACCCCGAGAUCAACAAAGCAGUUCUGCACCUGUGCUAGACGAGGGCCACGACAGCUGGACACUCCACCACAGAGAAGAGGAAAGCAUAUUUUUAAAUUUAGAGGAGUAAUGACUUAGCCUGAUGGGAAGCUGCAAGUCUGUGAUGUGUGCCUUGGAAGGGGAGUCCGGUCAGCGUCCUUCAGGGCAGGACUGUGGAGAGGUGUGGUUCUUAGUCCUGUGCUGCCCAAUCCUGCCCACCAGAGCUCUUUCUGCUUGUCCCAGGUUGUUCCCAUUAAACAGUUCUAGCCUUUUAUAAUCUAGA